AUGAUGCUUGAUACUGGUGCCGAUAUCACCCUCAUCUCACGCAAACUAUGGCAGCAUAUUGGUGAACCGGUCCUGACUCCUUCAGAUAUUAAGGCGAGAACUGCAUCUGGUGACUUUCUGCACAUCGUAGGUGAAUUUGUGGGUUCCAUGAUCGUAGCGGAAAAAUGCAUGGAGUGCAUUAUUCGUGUGACAUCGGCCGAAUUGUCACUUUUUGGAAGAGAUGCCAUGGAUCUGUUCAGCUUGUGGGAUGUGCCGUUGACUUCAGUAUGCAACCGCGUUGGUUUGGAUGAACCGUGUAGUGCAAAGCUACAGCUGGAGUUUCCUAAGCUCUUUUCAGGUGAGCUGGGUUGCUGCACGAAGAUAAAAAUUCAGUUGAAGCUGAAAGAUGGAGCAACGCCUGUUUUUCGUCCCAAACGCCCUGUGGCCUACGCUAUGUUUCAAGCAGUGGACAACGAGCUUGAAAGGCUGGAAAAAGAUGGAAUAAUUUCGAAGGUGGAUUAUUCAGAAUGGGCAGCGCCGAUCGUUGUUGUGCGUAAAGCAAACGGGACGAUGCGAAUAUGCGUGUUGUACGUGUACAACAGGCUUCCGCCAGGCGUGAAAACUGCACCGGGAGCUUUUCAGCAGCUGAUGGAGGUAAUGCUAGCAGGUCUCGAUGGUGUUGCUGUAUAUUUGGACGACAUUGUGGUUGGAGGACCAAAUGAAGAGGCCCAUAUGAGAAACCUUCGGUCUGUGCUCAGACGUAUAAAGGAAUACGGCUUCACCAUACGACUGGAUAAAUGCUCGUUCCAAAAGAAGCAAAUAAAAUACUUGGGUCAUUUGCUUGAUUCGAAGGGACUUCGACCGGAUCCUGCUAGGAUAGAUGCUAUAAUGAAGCUGCAAGUUCCAACCGAUGUAACAGGAGUGAGAUCAUUCCUAGGCGCAGUAAACUAUUACGGCAAAUUUGUGCGAAACAUCAGCAUGCUGCGUCAUCCACUAGAUAAUCUUUUGAAAGAGGGAGCUGCGUUUACGUGGACAAGGCAGUGCCAGGAUGCUUUCGAUCAAUUUAAGGCAAUACUCUCUUCAGAUUUGCUGCUAACUCAUUACGACCCACGUCAAGAAAUCAUCGUCGCGGCGGAUGCUUCUUCCUUUGCACUAGGAGCGACUAUUAGUCAUCGGUUUAAAGACGGGUCGAUAAAGGUAGUGCAGCAUGCAUCACAUCACAAACCACUGUUACGAAUCUUUGGAUCUAAAGCAGGUAUCCCGGUAUAUACAGCUAACCGAUUGCAACGUUACGCCUUAACCUUGCUGCUAUACGAUUUCGAUUUGGAGUAUGUACCUACAGACAAGUUCGGUAAUGCCGAUGUUCUGUCCCGACUGAUUGCCAAGCAUGAAAAACCUGAGGAUGAGUACGUGAUUGCUAGCAUUGAAAUGGAGAAAGACCUGCGAGCAGUUGUAAACAAUAAAAGGAAACUCUACAACAACACGUAG
Messenger RNA from Anopheles coustani, 1467 nucleotides. RefSeq lists its product as uncharacterized. NCBI's taxonomy places the organism in Eukaryota, Metazoa, Arthropoda, Insecta, Diptera, Culicidae. The transcript has 3 exons. Gene Ontology annotation, biological process: proteolysis. Gene Ontology annotation, molecular function: aspartic-type endopeptidase activity. Bases 1 to 1467 code for a protein of 488 amino acids. The record is from RefSeq and is a predicted model, not a curated record.